Messenger RNA from Oldenlandia corymbosa var. corymbosa, 1654 nucleotides. The record is from the annotation of a GenBank genome assembly. Lineage: Eukaryota; Viridiplantae; Streptophyta; Magnoliopsida; Gentianales; Rubiaceae.
CUUGAUUUCAUGUGUGAUUGUGAGAAUGUCUGUGUACGUAGAAAGGGAUCACCAACCAACCAACUCAAGGCUAUACAGCUUUAACUGCGCAAAAUAAAAAAAAAAAAGAUGCCAUUUGAGGUUUCAAAGAUUGCAUGACAGUAAGGGUAGGUAACACAUUUUUUUAUUGCUAACAACACUAACUGCUGUCUGUCUUUGAAUACAAAACUCCAAAAUCUUUAUUAAUUUGUCUUCAUUUGUUGCACCCUUCAAAAUUUGAGUCCCUCUCUGCUUUAUUAUAUCCGAUCAAAAUCCCCUCCAUUUUUCUUCUGGUUCUUUUCCCCUUAACCUCAUCCACUGCUAUUAUCUUCCUCACUUCUGAACUCAAAACUCAAAAGGCAUGUUUUGCUUACAACCAAAUUUAGCCCAAAAGUCACAAAAUUGACCAAUUUUCAAGUUUCAAUAUGUCUUCUAUUAUGUCAAAACAACUUGGAGAAUUUCUCCAAGAACAACAAGAACCCUUCAUCUUAGAGGUUUAUCUUCUUGAAAGAGGUUAUUCCAAGAGGAAAUUAUCUGCAGAGUACAAUGUCGGGGCAAUUUUGAAAAGGUCGGUGAGCUCUGGUCUGAAGAGAAACAGAACAUUCAUCCCGAAUUGUUCGAGGUUGGUCAGAGGUUUAUUCAGCAAACUUCUGAAUUCUGUUGGUGAUAAUAACAAUACUCAUAAAACCAACAAUGCAACUGAUGGAAAAAGAGAGAAGAAAAGCUUUAGCAUCUCAAGCAGAAGCAGUAAAGAAACUGCUGAUGAUGAUAUAUACUCCUCUGCAAGCAGUGCAACCAUCUUCAACUCUUGCUCAGAGAGUGAUGCAGAGGAUGCUUAUUAUUACUCAUCAAGAAAGGAUUCCACAUUGGAAACUGCAGAUUAUUACAAAUCCUCUGAAAUUGAGGUUGGUGGAGACGAGAUGUUAAGGUGGAACAAUAUUAAGCUUAGCCCAGUUUCAGUUUUAGAUACAGAAUCCAGCCAUGCAUCGCCAUUUCUUCAUAAAAGUAUGUAUCUUUUCCGCAGUUUUUACAUGAAAUAUCACAUCUUUCUCUGUUCUUGUUUAAACUCAAAUUUUUAUUUAUUUUUUUUUGGAACUUGGGCAGAAAAUGAUGAUUCCAGGAGAAGGAAAUUUCAAUACUCUGCUUUAAUUAACGCAUACAACAAAACAGAGAAGCUAUAUUAUUACUGGAGGUCAGAUGCUUCAUCUUCAUCAUCACAAUACUCACGAAACAAGAAAACACUGAAACAAACCGAAAAGCUACUGGUUGACUGCGUCAGGGAAGUUGUGGAGAGGGUGAAAAGGGAUUCCGGGCCGGACCUACGGAGCCCACAAAUCCUGGGAUCGGAUCAAAUAUGGGAGCUCAUUUGCCAAGACUUAUCUUUAUGGAGCAAAGAGCCCAUUAAUGAAACCAACUCAAGCCGUUUAGUACACUCCCAAGUGGUAGUUUCAGCUCCAGAAUGGAGUAGUAAAUUCGAGCAGGAUAAGGAAGAUGUAGGAAUGCAAAUUGCUGAUGCAAUUUUAGAUGAUAUAAUUAGAACAGAAAUCAUCAAAGAGAUGAUUAGUCUUCAAUGAAUCUUUGUAUAUACUCAAAAGGGUUGGUUUGAUCAUGGACACUGAUCAUCAAAUUUUCCGCC